AUGUUCAAAAAUAAAGUUUUGCUUUUUUUUUUAUUUAAUUUUUUUUAUUUUUUCGUGGCUAUUUUUGUAAAUGGAAAGGGUGAAAACAAUAUUUUGAAUUCUAUGAAAAAUGAUAAUAAAAAUAAUGCAAAUCCUGAGCAUGUAGUAGGCUCAGAGGAUAUUGAAAAGAUAAAAAAAUUAUUAUCUGAAAAUAAAAUUGAAGAAGCAAAUAAAUUAUUCCAGGAAAUGAAUAAAGCAUUAAAGAAAGAAGGAACAGAUGAAAAUAGUCCUUCAAAAGAUGAAAAGCAAAAGAUGUUUGAAAAUUUAAUUAAUCCUAAUGAUCUUCAUGAAAUGAUGAAAUUUUAUAUGUAUUUACAAAAUAUAUUAAAUUCAAAAAAUGAGACAUCUGAAAAAAAAAUGGUUAAAACAUUUUUAAGAAAAUCUAUUCAAAAAAUGAAGGAUAAUGAAAAAAAUCAAGAAAAAAAAUCAAUAGAUGAUAUUAUAAAAGAUACAGAAGGACAUAAGGAAAUGUUAGAAAAAUUAGCUGAUCUAAUGAAAAUAGAUAAAGAAAAAUUAAAGGAGGAAGAAAUUAAAAAUAAAUUAAAUCAAAUAUUAAUUGGGAUGCUUAAAUUUAUUGACUAUACAAAUAAUAGUGAAAUGAUAAAUUCAUUAAUGGAUGAAAUAGAAAUAAAAGAAGUAGAAUCGGAAGAUGGUGUAUCAAAACCCAAAUUACAAGUUAAUAUUAAUAAUAGUAAGACACAUUUGGAAAUGUUACAAAAAGCUUCAAAUUUCAUGGGAUUACAAAUUAAUCAAGAAGACUUAGAAAGAUUAACUUCUAAUAAUAGUUGGUAUGAAAAUUUUCUAAAUAAUAUUUUGAAUAGUUCAGAUGAACUUUAA
Messenger RNA from Plasmodium relictum, 876 nucleotides. RefSeq names its product conserved Plasmodium protein, unknown function. NCBI's taxonomy places the organism in Eukaryota, Apicomplexa, Aconoidasida, Haemosporida, Plasmodiidae. Bases 1 to 876 code for a protein of 291 amino acids. The transcript has a single exon. The record is from RefSeq and is a predicted model, not a curated record.